Molecule: messenger RNA, 5717 nt
Organism: Syngnathoides biaculeatus (alligator pipefish)
Lineage: Eukaryota; Metazoa; Chordata; Actinopteri; Syngnathiformes; Syngnathidae
Gene: esrp1
Product: epithelial splicing regulatory protein 1
Exons: 15
Coding region: 315-2564 (749 amino acids)
Cellular component (GO): ribonucleoprotein complex
Molecular function (GO): RNA binding
Source: RefSeq, a predicted model, not a curated record
UUGCCACGUCGUAACGAGCACCUGAAGGGGGAGGGAGGCGGCAGGUAGGCCGGUCACGUGACCACCCCCACAGGUAGCCGCUUGACUACAAAAACGACGUUCGGCCAUUGCUGCGCGAUGGUGGCUUCGGGAGACUUCACCUAAAAAGAAAAAGCAAAAACCAGCGAGGCGAAGAAGGCCACGCAAAGCGCGGAGGAUCCACGGAGCCUGGCCUUUCGCGCCCAGAGUGGGGGGAGGGGGGAGGGGGUCAAAGGUGUUUUCCCUUUGGACUCGGAGCUCGCAGACGCGUUUUGGGACUUUCGGGCGGCCCUCGAAUGACGGCGCAGGUGGACUACCUGGUGGUGCUGUGCGCCGCCACAUCUGGGGCCAGCGGGGAGCUGCUGGGCUCCGACGAGAAGGAGCUAGCGAGGCUGCUGUGGCGGCAGGUGGACGUCAACAGCAGAAAGUUGGGCAGGGUGAACGAGCUGCUGAUUAAACCCGAAGCGUCAGACCUGACUGAUGAGAAAAAGGAGGAGGACGCGACGGAGGACCUUGCAGAAGAUGAAAAUGAAUCCGGAGCAGAUUGUCUCUUUACAGCAAAGAGCCUGGAGGCUGCUCUCAAUAUGUUCCACCUCCAGCUGACGAACGAGGUGAACAGCGCAGGUGCGGGCACGUCGGUGUGUUUAUGUACCGACGGGCAGCUCCCCAUCCGUCAAGUGAUUCACCCCGAGGCCGCCAGCAAGAACAUCCUGGUCCCAGAGUGUUUCUACUCCUUCUUUGACCUUCGUAAAGAGUUCAGGAUGCACUUCCCCUCUGACCCCGGCGCUUUGGAUGUAUACGCCAUGGUGGAAUCUUUAAGCAUACCCGUAGAGGCGCCCCCUCUCUGCGACUCGCUGGGUGCGCCCGAUCCGUCGGCCGCGUUGCCACCACGAGUAGCAGUGCAGCAGGUCGAGAUGAUGGCCAAAAUCGUACUUUCCCUGCUUUCUGAGCCAUUAUGUCACUCGUUCUCGAACCCGGAAAGAGUUAACGAGAAGUUCGAGACGGGUACUUGCAGUAAAACGGAGAAAGUGAGUGACAGCACGGUGAUCCGAGCCAGAGGGUUGCCAUGGCAGUCGUCAGACCAGGACAUUGCCCGGUUUUUCAGCGGGCUAAAUAUUGCCAAAGGAGGGGCCGCGCUGUGCCUCAAUGCUCAGGGGAGGAGGAACGGCGAGGCUCUCGUUCGUUUUGUCAGCGAAGAACAUCGAGACCUCGCGCUGCAAAGACACAAACAUCACAUGGGCAACAGAUACAUCGAGGUUUACAAGGCAAGUGGAGAAGACUUCCUGAAGAUAGCAGGAGGUACAUCCAACGAAGUCGCCAUAUUCCUAUCCCGUGAGGAUCAGAUCAUCGUGAGGAUGCGAGGCCUUCCUUUCACGGCAACGCACGAGCAGGUGCUGGCCUUCUUCUCGCCGGGGGACGGACUCAAAGACACGUGUCCGGUCAGCGGAGGGAGGGACGGCAUCCUGUUUGUGCGCUACCCGGACGGUCGACCCACCGGCGACGCCUUUGUUCUAUUCGCCUGCGACGAACAUGCCCAGUGUGCGCUCAGGAAACACAAAGAGAUCCUGGGGAGAAGAUAUAUCGAAUUAUUCAAGAGCACAGCAGCGGAGGUCCAGCAGGUGUUGAACCGCUACUCGUCUGCGCCCCUGAUCCCCGUGGCCCCCGCCCCCUUGCUGUCAGUGUUGCCCGCGGUGUCUCUCCUGCCCCCUCCCAUCCUCGUGAGGGACUGCCUGAGGCUGCGCGGCUUGCCGUACUCGGCCAGCAUAGAGGACAUCCUCCACUUCCUGGGCGAGUUCACCCGUGACGUCCGACCGCACGGCGUGCACAUGGUCCUCAAUCAGCAGGGGCGUCCGUCAGGCGACUGCUUUAUUCAGAUGACGUCGGCGGAGCGAGCACUUUUGGCCUCCCAGCAGCUCCACAAACACGUGAUGUCCUGUCAGCACGGACCCAACAGCCGCUACGUGGAGGUGUUCCCCUGCAGCGCCGAGGAGAUGGGCCUGGUUCUGAUGGGAGGCUCACUCUCGCACUCGCACACGCACACACACGGCCGCAACAGGAGUGGGACAGGGCUCAGCCCGCCGCCAUGUAAGUCCAGACGUUUAUCUCCGCCUUCCUACUCGUACACCCCCACCCCACCUGUUUUGCCCACCGAGGCCGCCGCUGCCCUCUACCCCCCGCUCGGUCAAGUGUUGCUCGCCCCUCGCCCCCUGCCCCCGGGGCAUGCCUACUACCCGUCCUCGGCGCAGCUGUACAUGAACUACACGGCGUACUAUCCCAGCCCACCUGGCUCUCCCACCACCGUGGGUUUCUUCCCCUCCCCGUCCGCCCUGUCCUCCCCCGGGGGCUUGAUGCGUAUGCCGGGUCUGACCUACAACAGCAAAGACCUCCUCAACGCGGCGCAGGCCUAUCAGACUGGAGUGGAGCCGGUCUCCGUCCUGAGCGGCAGCCUGAUCGGCCAAGCGGCCGGCGGCGAGGCCCCCGUCGUGUCCCUCCCCGCCCUCUUGAGCAAGCCCGCCGGACACUACCUGGACCUGAGCCUGCUCUGAGACUCGCCCACCUAAUCGUUAGCUGCUUCUUGUCCUCCUCGUCGUUAUUGUUGUUUUUUUUUUUUUUUUUUUUUAAACUAGUCUUAUUUAUAUCUUCAAGAACAGCCACUAUUAUAUUUUAUAACUUGUACGGCUUUAGCCAAAAGCAGUUUGUCUUGUAUUGCACAAUAUAUCUUUCAAAAGGCUUUGUAGAGAUUGUUUUAAUGUUACAUUCUUUGAAUCAUCACUGUUGUAUAUUUGAUUGCCGACGGACGGACGUCGCUCGGCGUUUCAAGCUACUCCGUGAAGACAGAAACGUUUGUGCGAGCGUCCAACGACAGAAACGUCUGUGUUGUCUUUUGACGUAGCAACGUUAGGGCCGCACUGAGGGGGAAAAGAGAGAUUACGGCAAGUAAAGUAAUAUUAUAAGGAAAACGCCUUCUUUUCCCCAAAACGUUUUGACAACAAAAUUGCGAUGGGGUGGGAUUUAAAGUCAUUCUUUGUAGAAAAAUACAUAUUAUAUAUAUCACGAGAAUUACAUUGGAACAUCUUGAACAGUUUUUGACUUUUUUUUUUUUGCGGAAAGAAAAGUUUACCGUGUUUGGGAGUCAAGAGUAUUUUAAUAUAAUAUUAGAUGGAAGAAAAAUAGUUGGCAAUCUUAAAAGAAAAAGCUUUGACUAAAGUUGUAAUACAAAAAGCUGCUUUAAGUCCGGCGGCGUUGGCCUCACAGUUCUAAGGUUGUGGGUUCAAUCCCGGACCCGGCUGUUUGCAUGGUCCCCGCCGUGCCUGCCUGGCUUUUCUCUGGGCGGGCACUCCGCUUUCCUCGCACAUCCCAAAAACAUGCAACAUUCAUUGGACACUCUAAAUUUCCCGUAGGUGUGAUUGUGAGUGCGGCUGUUUGUCUUGAUGUGCCCUGCGAUUGGCUGGAAACCAGUUCAGGGUAUGCCCCACCUCCCGGUAAGGAUAAGCGGCUAAGAAAAUGGAUGAAUGGAUGCAUUAAGUCCGCUGUUCUGACACCGCUGGUGAACUCGCCCUAUUGAGUUAUCGGAGCAGACGUUUUACAGCCGCGGCCACGGAGAAAACACGCACAGGCCAAGCUGGGAUUUGAACCCCGUUCCUCACAACUGUAACCGGUUGCUCCACCGUGCCCUGAACUAAAGUUGUAAUGGCAAGUGAAAAAAGUCAGAUUUUUUGUGUGUGUGGGUGGGUGGUGGGGUAAAUCUUUCAAGAAAAAGUCCUGUUUUUAUUCCCAGAUAACAUCUGUAAUUUUAUGACGAAUAGGUCCUAAAAAAAAAAAAAAAAAUUGAAGUCUCUUAUUCACCUGAAAGGUCAAAUUGUUACAGGAUUAAAAGAAGAAUAUUACAAGACCAAAGUUUCCAUUUUACAAUAAUGUCAGAAUAGUCCGAGAAUUUGUUUCAAUGAAAACUCUUACAAGAAUAAAAGUGAGGUUUGGACAAUGAAAAUGUGGCACCCAGAUGGACUCGAAAUGUCUUCAGUGUGGCCCUAACGCUCCUCAUUGUUCAUAUUUGAAUAUCAGAUCAGUUUGCGUAAUCCACGUGACGCGUUUUUAAUCCACGCCGAUUGUAUUGGAAGCCGUCGUGCGCGAAGACGUUGGCAGUUCAAGCUUCCGAUGUUUACGCGGUCGUCCGUACCGACGCGCUGCUCCUCAACGCUUGCUUACCGACACUUUGUUACGAACGCCGGUUCGCGUUGGACCGCCAGUCGCUCGUCCCGCUUCGCUUCCAUUUCAGCUACUGACAACUAGAGUGGGCCAACUCAGUUCAGUUCGGAUCAUCAGAUUGAGCAAUAUUUCACGAAAAAGAUGAGAAAUGACAAUGCCUUGACACUUGUAACUUCAAAAGGUUUGUAUCUCAAAUCAAAUUUCCCAAUUGACAUCAAUGGAAAUACCACUAAUCCGCCUCGGGAAAUCUACACUAUUUUACUUUAUAAAAAGUCAUAACAUCAUUCAUUGGGAUGUAAAGUAGUAAACAGUUUGUGCGUCAUGAUCAUUCAAAAGGUGCAAUAUUCCAAUAAUAGAGUAAAGUACAUUUCUUUCGGCUUGUCCCGUUAAGAGUCGUAACAAUGUUGUUGUUUUUUUUUUUUGCAUAGGAUAAACAAUAUACCGAAAUAUCUGGUCUACAGAGCGCACCGGAUUAAAAGCCUCACCCAGUACAUUUGUAAAGGAAAUACCAUUUGGUACACAGAUAAGCCGCACCUGUGUAAAAGCCGCCAGAGCCCACGUUGAAACCCACAUUCAAACACGAGAUAUUUACAAAGAAAGAUGGUACACAGGAAGAGUUUUCAAAGUUUUAAUACCUUAGCUUAGCUUAACAUAGCAACAACACAGUAGCACAAACAGGGCUGUUAAAAAAAAAACAUACUGGUGUAAAAAAACAACAACAAAAAACAGUUGUGGCAGAAACAGGGAAGCACAGCACCAACAGGGCCGGUUUAAAAAAGAAAAAAAAAACUAAAUCACUGAGACACGGCAGUAAAACACCAGGAAGACCCUAGCGCGUUGCUAACGCUAGCGCGGCGCUAACAGGGCCAGUUUUAAAAAAACGUAUACAGGUAAAAAUCGCUGACACGCAGCAACACGCUAGCGCAGCGCUAACAGGGCCGGUAAAAGUCACUUCCUCGCCACAUUGAUUUCCAUGUUCUCACUCUUACCGUUUCCGCUCGAGCGCCCACCUCGCGGCCGUUCGAAAACAUGCACAAAUUAGCCACAUCGCCGCAGGGUUGAAAGCGUGUGGGGAAAAAAGUCGCGGCUUAAUGGGGGGGAAAUGACGCUACGCCUGUGAGUAUUGUUGCGUGCGCGGCCUUUAUGUAUCGUUGACGCUUCCCCCUUAUAUUUCAAAAUGGGAGCUAAACCGUGAUUUCGACCACAAUUUUCCUUUUCCGGACUUAACUUGAAAAUGACAAUAACGGAGGUAGCGCGCUAGUUGUCAGUGGCUGACUUUCUUUUCUUUUCUUUUCUUUUCCUUUCAACGCGCCUCACACGUUUUGUCGCCGCCGACGUUGUCCCCUUUUGUCGUCGAUGAAAACGACGCUGCGUUCGCGUGUAACCUGCUCGCAUUCUCCGAGAGGACUCGAGGCCUCAGCGUCGAGAUCUCUUCCCGCUUUCGUCCGCCCUCCGCUCGGCAAACAUAAACUGCAGCGGUAGGACUGGAAGGU